Prionailurus viverrinus (fishing cat) is the source of this 2197-nucleotide messenger RNA. RefSeq names its product translation initiation factor IF-2-like. The record is from RefSeq and is a predicted model, not a curated record. The transcript has 3 exons. Bases 281 to 862 code for a protein of 193 amino acids. Lineage: Eukaryota; Metazoa; Chordata; Mammalia; Carnivora; Felidae.
AGCCGGAUCACCCCCAUUCUGGGCGCAGCCCGGGCCUCGCCCGCAGCCCGCGUCCCGCUCUCCCCGCCCUCAAGCCACGCCCAACCCCGGAUCGGCUCCGGCCCCGCCCCUCCCCCGCGCCGGCCCCUCCCCCGCGGCUCCCCCACUUCCGUCCCCGCGGGAGUCUCGGCCGCCGGGCGCUGGGCUUCGGCGCCCACCCGCGCCGAUUAGCGGAAAGCGAGGACCCCGUUUCCUCUGCUGCCUCGCGCUUGCUCCGCGCCGCAGGCCUCGGGGCGCAUGGAUGGUUCCAGGCACAGUGCCUGGCCUGGAGGCAGGCCGAGAUGCACCCCCAACCAGGGGCCUUUCCCGUGUUGGCGCAGGGGUGCCUCUGGCGUCCACCGGGUCCCAGCGCCGCGCACAGAGACAGCUAACCUCCGAGGGCUCAGAGUCAAAGUACCUUGGAACCGGUGCCAGACCCACACCAGCCUCACAGUCAGCCCCAGGUGGAAAGCCCAGAUCCGGGCCACGAGGUGCAUCGGCUCCCACAGCCACGGCUGCCCCUGGAGGAAGCGCUCUGCCCUCCCCGACGCACGGUGCAGGUGCCGUGAGGGCCCUGGCCGGCCUGCCACAGCUUCACAGGAGCCAAGACAGGUCCGGGCCCGCAGGAGUCGCUGGAAUGCCCAUUACCUCUGUUUGUGGGGAAAAGGAUGACAGACAGAAGGAUGCCCGGUCUCCAGAGCCCCCCCGCCGCAGGCCCCAGUGGCGAUGCCCACACCCACGUCUGCAGGCUGGCUCAGAGAUGCCCCUGAGAGACAGCUCUGAGGAGGAGCCCAGCCAAAGGCACACCUCCUCCGGGACCCUCAUUCCCGAGUCGGACUCGUGAUCUCAGAGACAACCACAUCUACACCCUCAACGUGGCUUCCUGGAGUGACCUGGAGUACCUGAGUCCAUAGCCCGUGCCAGGACCAGGAGAGAGGACAGGAUGGCUUUGGAGACCCAGGUGCUGGAGGACUGUACCAGGCCCAUUCCAGCAGCGUGGGAGAGGCUGUGCAUGGGACAGUGGCUACAGCUAUGACGCAGGUGUGGACACAGCUGUGCUAUGUCUCAGACUUUGACCCUGAGGGGUGGGGGUGGGGCGCACGCACACGGACUAUGAGAGGACGCGGCCUGGGAGGUGGGGACCGAGUGAGUUUGGUCUCCUGAGCUACAAGGAGGCCGGCAAUGGAUGAAGCAGGAAGUUCCUGCCACAUCCUUUCACCCUGGGGACUUUGACCUGCCACACGCCCGCUCCCUGCUGGCUCUGGGCCUUCUGGACAAGGCCUCCCCAAGCUGCCGUGAUUCUCCCACGUGUCAGCUAAAAACGAACUACACAGUCCACUUUUUAGCUAAUUCCUAAUAAACACUCCAGUUGAUGAUGCACUCCAAACGAAGCCGAGGGUUACGACCGCGUGCAACAAAAUUGGUUGUCGGCUAACAAUCGAUGAGAAAGUAAACUCUUUUGCCCAAAUUUACAUCCGCAGGGGUAAUGUUUGGACAAGGCACCGUGGGGCUUUGCAGACAUGCGGCCCCCUGAGAAUACACCUAACAGCAGCUUUAAAAGAUACCAACUAAUGGAUGAAUCAAAUGCCCAUUGAAAAACUGUCUUAAUAAUUACAUGUAAUGAAGUUCACUCAGCAGAAUUCUUUAUGCUGAAGCUCCCUGAUGUCGGCCUGAUUUUGCUUAGUGACUACACUCUCAGUGGCCAAAUGGCAGGGGGGUCAGGAACGCCUCUAGCUUGGGGUUCGUGGGGGAAGGCGAGGAAAAGAGCGACCGGCCUGUCAGUUGUCACAUAUCUUUGGUGCUCUGAUGCCAGCCGCCCUCAGCAGGUGCACAGGACUGGGAAGAGGCUCCCGCUAACCCAGCUCAUGAAGGAUCCUGCUGCCCUCUCCGGGCCUUGGGCUCUUCAUCAGUGGGACCGGGUCUAAUUUCCUGCAGGCUGGGCAACUAGCUGUCAGCCCUCCCUCCGUGCCCAUCCCUGUGCCUUCUCCUCUCCCCUCAGUCCUGGUGGGCUUAUAGCUUUUCCAUCUGUAUUUAUGUUUGUUCUUGAGUAUAUCUGGGGAAUGCUCCCACUUGUUCAGUAGAUUUGCCAUUUCAGCUAAGUUAUCAAAUCAACUGAUGUGAGGUUGUUCCUAAUAAACUCUUGUUAUCUUCCUAACGUUUGAAGAAUUUGUAGGAAUGU